GGAUGAGCUCUUGAUUUGAUUUGAUUUGAUUGAUUUGAUGGAUUUGAUUGAUUGAUAUCCUGCGGCCAUACGGAGCACAUCCAAACCGUCCCAUACAUCCCAUCCAUCCCAUCCAUCCCACGCGAACCAUACAAACCACCCCAGCCAUACACACCAUACACACCUGCCCAUUCAUUCUACUGUGUAAAUAUCCAAGAGGCCGAACCCUUUUGGUGCUUCUUCCCAUCUCCCAUCUCCCAUCUCUCUCACUCUCUACCUACAUUUCCAACCUCGGCCGUACCCUCUCAUGCUCACCGUCUUCGCUGCGCUGCCCUGCUCUCAUUACACGAGACUUCUUGUCAGUUCCUCAUCCGUACCGCACAUAGCCCUGGACGCACGGCAAGAAACACACACAUCUACUUGUUCGACAUCUCCCCAAAGACCACGGCUUUCGGCGAGAAGAACAGGAUACGGACGGAGAACACGGCUACCAGGUAUAUACGCAAAAGAUAAGAAGGGCAAAAGAGAGACCAUCAUCGCGCAAAAGCAAAGGCGAAAGCGAAGCCCCCAAAAGUAAACAAUUCCCCAUUUCACAUAAAUACUCCCACUUUUCCCUCCUACCCUCCAUUACUCUUUUUCCCUCCUCUCUCUGUCGCGCGCGCGCUCUCUCUCUCUCCCUCUCCCGCUCUCUGUCCCAUCCACAUGGACUUUUGAGGACUGGGUUUGUGUUGGGUGUGUGUUCUGCAUCAAACGGAGUUGGGGUUCAUGUUCUGGUUGGACAUAUUCUAAGAGCUUCUAUAAGAUUCUAGCUAGGGAAAAAAAACUUAUAUUCACCACACACUACACACUACACACCACACACCACACACAACCUCCCUAGGCUGGUCACUAAUAACUGGCAUCACUCGCUAUCAGCCAUUGCAGCAAGCAAAGUCAACCGCCGUAUCAUAUUUAAUUUUUUUCUUCUUCCUCACAGUCGGUCCAACCACAGUCGCUCGUCAGACCGGCUACACGCACCCACGGCCAUCCCAGCGAGGAAGGAAUUAUUAUCUAUUCUCAAUGUCCUUUAACCUCUUUUCCAAAACACCCAGAAAACCAAAGAAACCUGAAGAUACCGAGGAGGGGAUUCAAACGGAUUCGCCUCGCUCCAAAUCCCCACUAAAGAAAUCUUACUCCCGAUUAAGUAAAAAUAGAGAAGAGGAAAAUAUUAAAUCAGAGGAAAAACAGUCAGGUUCAACCAAAUCCAGCCGCAUUCGACCAAAGUCGAGUGUGUACCCGUCGCGAAAUUCUUUUGAUCCCAACACCACUCAUCCUCUAAACCUUCCGCCAGAUCAGCUGCGGAGGCUAUCGACUCAGGUUAGGAUGUCGGAACCUAUGGAUAUCGACGUUGAGUCUCCUGCCGGCGCUCGCAACCCAUCCCCGCCACCUGCUACCAGUUCACAGUCAAGCACGCAGCCCAGCUCAUCGAAGCCAGCAGAGCCUGCUCGUAAGCCUUCUUCCAAGUCUGCCUCGAAGCCUGCUCCUCAGCCAAGUGCACCCAAUGGUGACGGUGCUUCAGCUAACGGAGAGGGACCACCCCCUCCUCCACCAGCUCACAAAUCAAACCCAACAAGUCCUCAAGCGGUAGCGCCACCUACCCCAGAAGAAGCAGAGUCAUUCAAAGAUGCGGGAAAUAGAUAUUACAAGGCUAAGCAGUACAAGAAAGCCAUUGAAGAAUACACCAAGGCUGUCGAAGCGAUGCCAUCAUCAUCCACCUAUAUCAACAAUCGUGCCGCGGCUUAUAUGGCUGCUGGUCAAUAUUACCAGGCUUUGGAAGAUUCCAAGCGAGCUGACCAGCUCGAUCCUAACAACCAUAAAGUCCUUUUACGAUUGGCUCGAAUCUACAUCAGCAUGGGAUUGCCACAAGAAGCUAUGGAUACCUUUGGCCGAAUUCAGCCACCCCCUUCAGCAAAAGACAUGGCUCCAGCUAAAGCUAUGUUGCAACAUCUUGCGGCUGCAGCAGACGCACUUAAGAACGGAACCGGAUCAAUGGCGAUACACUCUAUCGAGCAGGCAGAAAGAUUACUUGGCAUGGGUGUACCCAAGCCACGUAAAUGGCAGUUGAUGCGUGGUGAGGCUUAUUUAAAAAUGGGCAAUGUCAACGCUUUGGGAGAUGCACAAAACGUGGCCAUGUCUUUGUUACGAGGCAACAGCCAGGAUCCCGAGGCGCUUGUUUUGAGGGGCAGAGCUUUAUACUCUCAAGGCGAAAACGAAAAGGCUAUUCAGCAUUUCCGACAAGCUUUGACAUGUGAUCCUGAUUACAGAGACGCAGUCAAGUAUCUAAGACUGGUCAGGAAGGUUGAUCAGUUGAAAACCGACGGAAACGCGGAGUUCAAGGCUGGGCGAUACCCAAAUGCCAUUGAAAAGUACAGUGAAGCUCUCGCACUCGACCCUACAAACAGAGGAACAAACUCCAAACUACUUCAAAAUCGUGCUUUGUGCAAAUCUCGCCUCAAGGAUUAUGCGGCUGCUAUUGAGGAUUGUGAUCAAGCUCUCCAACUUGACCCCUCAUACACCAAAGCAAAGAAGACAAAGGCCACCGCUCUUGGCGAGUCUGGCCAGUGGGAGGAAGCUGUACGCGAGCUUAAGCAGUUGCAAGAACAAGAUCCUUCAGACGCUGGUAUUGCUAGGGAGGCACGAAGAGCUGAACUCGAGUUGAAGAAGAGCAAGAGAAAGGAUUACUACAAGAUUCUUGGCGUUGAGAAGGACGCAGAUGAUAACCAGAUUAAGAAGGCUUAUAGAAAGGCUGCAAUCAUCCAUCACCCGGAUAAGAACCGGGACGAUCCACAUGCAGAGGAGCGAUUCAAAGAUAUUGGAGAAGCUUACGAGACCUUGAGCGAUUCUGAGAAACGUGCACGAUACGAUAGUGGUGUAGACUUGGAAGAUCCAAUGGAUGGCUUUGGAGGCGGUAUGGGAGGUGGUGGGGGAGGAAUGAACAUUGAUCCAGAGAUCCUGAUGCAAAUGUUCGGAGCCCAGAUGGGAGGGGGCCGUGGAGGCGGAGGUGGUUUCCACAGUUUCGGUGGAGGUAUGCCGCAGGGAGGUCGCGCUCGGGGCGCUCCUCAAGGCUUUCCAGGUGGAUUCUCGUUCCAGUGACCCGGUGAAGAUCAGAAUCAGGAUAUCAAUCAAGAUCAAUCCACCUCUCACAACACAUCAAAAAGUUCACGUCGAAGUUCUGAUUUCACAAAAGCUUCUCAUGAUCCCAACGGAACAUGGUGGUUACGUAAAGCAUGGAUGGGGUUCCUACUGGCGGGCGUUCUUCUUCCUCUUGAUCUCUUGGCCCUUCUAGCUUUUUUAAUGGCCGGAGUGUACAUUUGCAUCAAAAUCACCAAUUACGUGCGUCGAAAACGCGACGCCUCAUAGAAUUUUGGGGAUUAGAUUCCAUUGCAGGCGUUUUCUAUCGCGGAUUUUCAUUUUUGAUCCCAGCUUUGAAAGCAUGAUGAAAGGAUAACCACAUACAUACUGGACAGAUUUUGAAACAGCAUCAAAAAAUUUGAAGAGGGUAAUGUGACAAAUGAGGAAUUGAUGUACAUGUCUCAUGGUAUUUAUCAUAAUGACAUAGGAUUUCUUUUAUUACCUGGACUUAAAUAGACUAUUAAUGAACAUAGUUUGAAAUAUUUCUAAACGCAUUUUAAUAACAUGAUUGAUUGAAAAACGGGAUACA
Molecule: messenger RNA, 3679 nt
Organism: Botrytis cinerea B05.10
Lineage: Eukaryota; Fungi; Ascomycota; Leotiomycetes; Helotiales; Sclerotiniaceae
Exons: 4
Coding region: 1039-3111 (690 amino acids)
Molecular function (GO): protein binding
Source: RefSeq, a predicted model, not a curated record